CAAUAAAAACAAAACAAAUACCUUGAAUUAGCAUCAGAGGCUAAUCACUGAGCAUUGCCUACCAUCACAAAGUUGUUCUGCUUGGUCUGUUGCCUAGCAACCAAUGUUGAAAUGUAACAGAGCAAGAGUUCUGAAGCAGCAGUGUGGAGUAACAUGGCAAUAAAGUCCAGGCACCAAGCACCCAGUUGCUAAGUAACGGUAUUAAACAAGGGGAGCCUUGGCUUUAGGGUGAGAAGCUUCGGGUUGAAUGGCCAGUUCACAGGACCUAAAGCUGUGGGUGUGUUUCUUCACUAAAGACAAUCUCGUUGCUUGAUUUACGUAAACUCAGAAAAAAAGAAGAUAAAAUAUGUACCAUGCCCAAAGGGAAGGGAGCCAAAGGGACAAAGCUGACACUCAAGAUUGCCAAAAAGGCAAUACGAAUGACCCCAGAUGGACGGCGCAGACUCACCCUUAGCAACAUGGGUAUAACCAUCUUCCCAAAGUGUCUCCUAAAACUUACCAACCUGGACGAGUUGGACCUCAGCCGAAACCUGAUACAGAAUCUCCCAGAUAACAUUGGGAACUUCUCGUCAUUGAGAUGGCUGGAUCUACACAGUAACAAGCUGGAGUCUGUGCCCCAGUCCAUCGGCAACCUGGUGGGACUGACCCACCUCAACCUCUCAAACAACCGCCUAAUCUCUGCAGGUUUACCCUCCACAUUAGGCUUGCUCACCAGCCUAAAGACUCUCUAUCUGGGGAUGAACCAGCUGGACACCCUGCCUUCCACUAUGAUGGCUCUAGAUAAUCUCCAAGAGUUAGGUCUGUUUGAUAACCUCUUCAUCAAUCCACCAGAGUUUUUGAAAGUCCUAUGCAACCUCACAAAGGUGAACAUGAAACGGAAUCCUCUAUCGUAUGUUCAGGGGGGUGGUGAGGGGAGGCAGAAGGAAAAAUCUGAACGAGAGGAAAAUGUGUACCUCGUCCAUGAGAGCAGCCUGUGUAGGACAUGCCUUAAGAGGUGUAAAGAGCAAAGGACAGGGAUUCCUAAAGGAGGAGGAGGUGGUGGUGACGCGUUUGAAGAGAAAAGGAUAAGGACUUAUGAAGGACUGAUAGUGCCAAACUCAGUGGCUACAAUCAAUCAAGAUGUGUGGAGAAUAAGAAAGAUGGAGCACACAAACCACCAGACAGCAUCGCAAAAGUCAUCUUAAACUAUUUAACAAAUGUAAAAAAUGUCAGUUUUAGGCAACUCUAAAAACUUUAAGAAGAUUUGCAUAUCUUAGUAUGUCACAAGUAUAUUUUGAUUUAUUUUCGGUUUCAAUUGAGAAAUAAAAAGAGUGUUUACAUGUUUCUGUCUCAAAAUGUGCUGUUGGAAGACUGUGACUAACUGUGGAGUCUUACCUGGCAUUAGCAAUGACCUCAGCAACCCCUCGACCUUUUAAUGCUGACACUACCAUGCACAAACUUUAGGGAGAAAGAGAGAGGAAAGAAUGACAAUCAAUCAUGUUGCUGAAA
Molecule: messenger RNA, 1488 nt
Organism: Etheostoma cragini (Arkansas darter)
Lineage: Eukaryota; Metazoa; Chordata; Actinopteri; Perciformes; Percidae
Gene: lrrc18a
Product: leucine rich repeat containing 18a
Exons: 4
Coding region: 354-1184 (276 amino acids)
Molecular function (GO): protein binding
Source: RefSeq, a predicted model, not a curated record